Messenger RNA from Lodderomyces oxycetoniae, 618 nucleotides. It is a transcript of the gene CDG1, whose product is annotated as Cdg1p. Gene Ontology annotation, biological process: L-cysteine catabolic process. The record is from RefSeq and is a predicted model, not a curated record. The coding region runs from base 1 to 618 and encodes 205 amino acids. Lineage: Eukaryota; Fungi; Ascomycota; Pichiomycetes; Serinales; Debaryomycetaceae. The transcript is spliced from 2 exons. Gene Ontology annotation, molecular function: cysteine dioxygenase activity; ferrous iron binding.
AUGCUAUUAAACACAAGCCAUCUCAAUAACACACUUUCUUCAGGACCAAUCAACUCAACAUGCCAAACCUCUUCUUUAGAUGCAUUCCACCCAAAUCAAAACUUGUCACAACUUAUAGACUCACUUAGAGAAAUUUUGGGCGGUCAUGGUUUAUCGUCAGAGGAUAUUGAUAUUAACAAGAUAAAGCAAAUCAUGGAGCUGUACAAGUCGGACCCUGCUGAUUGGUCGCAAUUCGCCCUUCAUGACCCACUAAAGAGUUACUCGAGAAACGGUGUUGUCAACAUUAAUGGCAAUGCCAAUCUACUCAUAUUGAUUCUUCAAGGAGAAUUAACUGAAAGUUUAUACAAAUUGGAUGGCGAGAAUAAACCAAAGCUAAGUAAGGAGACUAUACUAGCUAAGGAACAAGUUGGUUACAUUUCCGACCAAAUCGGAUUGCACAAGAUCACCAAUACGCUGGACGAGAUUAGUGUAUCGUUACAUUUAUACACACCACCAUAUGCAGCAAUGUAUGGUUGUUCAACAUAUGAAGAAAACGGUACUAAACAUCAUGUUGACAUGUCCAAGUAUUAUAGCUGGCAAGGAAAGGUGGUGAACGAUGUCAACUCACUGAGUUGUUAA